AUGCAUGAAGCCUUAACGAUUUUUCAUAUCCUCUUUCUCUUUCUAAAUUUCUCCUCUGUCUUCCUCUCCUCCUAUGCCAGAGGCGGCCUUCAUCAAUCUAAUCACUCGGGUUAUGUAGAUAACAAUUAUGGGGGUUCUAUCAGGCGGUUAUAUGCAGAAAAGAACUUUCUAGUAUCUGAGGAAGAGCACUUUCAGAAACUUGAAAAAUUAGCUCAAGGGUAUAUGAGUAAUUCAGAUCUCGAGAAGGCCAUCAAGGCAUUUAAUGGCCGAUGCAGUAACAUAUCCAGAAUCUACAGUAUUGGAGAGAGUGUUCUUGGAGUUCCAUUGUGGGUGAUGGAAAUUUCUGACAGGCCUGGAGAAAAAGAGGCUGAGCCUGCUUUUAAGUUCAUUGGAAAUGUGCAUGGAGAUGAACCUCUAGGUCGUGAACUUCUGUUGCUUCUAGCAAAUUGGAUUUGUGAUAACUACAUGAAGGACCAAUUGGCUACCUUGAUUGUGGAUAAUAUCCACCUUCAUAUACUUCCUUCCAUGAAUCCCGAUGGAUAUUCAUUGAGGAAGCGUGGUAAUGCAAACAAUAUAGACUUAAAUCGUGAUUUUCCAGACCAGUUCUUUCCAAUGAAUGAUGACCUGGAUUCACGACAACCUGAAACGAAAGCAAUCAUGAAUUGGUUGGAAGAGAUACAUUUUACAGCAUCUGCCAGUCUGCACGGGGGAGCACUUGUUGCUAAUUAUCCAUGGGAUGGAACUGAAGAUAGAAAGAAAAAUUACUAUGCAUGUCCUGAUGACGAGACUUUUAGAUUUUUGGCAAGUGUAUACAGUAAAUCUCACCAUAACAUGUCUCUGAGCAAGGAAUUUCCUAAAGGAAUUACAAACGGAGCAUUCUGGUAUCCUAUAUAUGGCGGCAUGCAAGAUUGGAACUACAUUCAUCAUGGAUGCUUUGAACUAACCUUGGAGAUCAGUGACAACAAAUGGCCUCAUGCGAGCGAGCUUCCAACCCUCUGGGAAUAUAAUAAAAUGAGUAUGUUGAAUCUUGUUGCAAGUUUAGUGAAGACAGGAAUACAUGGAAGAAUAGUUUCAUCAGAUCGUGGUAGACCCUUGCCUGCGACAAUAACCAUCAGGGGAAUAAACUACACGAUUCCAGCCAGUAAACCAUUUGCUGAUUACCACCGGUUGCUAGCUCCCAGAGAGAAAUAUGAAGUUAUUGCGACAAUGCCUGGAUACAGAUCAAAGAGCGCCUGUAUUGUACUCGGAGAAGCAGCAAUGACGAUAGAUUUUGUUCUUGAUCCUGAAACCACUCAUCCGGGCAGUCAACUGAUAGUCGACUCUGAUUGUUACUUCGAGAACAAGACAAGUCUUAAAGUUCUCGAGCUUCUUCCAAGGGCCCAUUUAGAACUUUCUAUAGUCUUGAUUUUAAUUUUGAUAUUUCUUUGCUUCUUAAUGAAUAGGAAAGUAAUAUCAAAUUCUCUAUACCAAAGACAAAGCAUAGGGCCAAAACGGCCGGCUGUUAUAUGA
This is a messenger RNA of Fraxinus pennsylvanica, 1509 nucleotides long. The record is from the annotation of a GenBank genome assembly. Lineage: Eukaryota; Viridiplantae; Streptophyta; Magnoliopsida; Lamiales; Oleaceae.